Liolophura sinensis is the source of this 1708-nucleotide messenger RNA. RefSeq names its product arginine-hydroxylase NDUFAF5, mitochondrial-like. The transcript has 11 exons. The coding region runs from base 237 to 1553 and encodes 438 amino acids. NCBI's taxonomy places the organism in Eukaryota, Metazoa, Mollusca, Polyplacophora, Chitonida, Chitonidae. Gene Ontology annotation, cellular component: mitochondrion. The record is from RefSeq and is a predicted model, not a curated record. Gene Ontology annotation, biological process: mitochondrial respiratory chain complex I assembly. Gene Ontology annotation, molecular function: S-adenosylmethionine-dependent methyltransferase activity.
CGCGGCGUGAGAUAUUUGCUGGCCAAAGUGUUGUUUUAAAAACUGACAGUUUGUGGAUGAGAUGAUGGUGUAAAUAGCUGUAAGACAGACGCAUACAAAUAAUCUGUUAAAAAAUUCUGGAUGUGUACUUUAAAUUGGCGUACAUCGCACAAAUUGAAGACGUCAAAGUUGAAGCCAAGGCGAACAAGGAGGCCCCAAUUUGUGUUGGACAUUAACUUUCAGUUUCAGUUUUUACGAUGACGGCCAAUGUCUCGAGAUACAGUGGUGGGUUGUUUAACCCCCAGAAACACAUAUUUCAGCGAAUAAGGCAAACAGCCGACAUCAGUGUGCCACAAAGAACAUAUACACCAAAAUAUUUAGUAGAUGCACCGUUGGCCAGUAGGCAUAAUCAUUUAAUAAAGAAGGGACGACUGACUGGCAGCUGUUGGAAAUGUACAACUGUUAGAGACAAUGCCAGUUAUUGGACAAUUAAUAAUGGAAAGAAGUUGAAUUAUUUAUCAACCACCUACCUCCAGCGUCGUAGUUUCAGUCUCCAUUCACGUAAUGACCGGCCCGAAUCUGUGAUGAAUGUUUUUGAUAGGAAGGUCAAGCGAGUGCAGCGAGAUCGGACAACUCUCCUGGAAGACUAUGAAGUGUACGAUUAUGUGAAGGAAGAGGUAGGAUUUAGAUUGGCUGACAGAAUUUGUGACGUGAAAAGAGUAUUUGACAUUGCUGUGGAGCUAGGAUGUGGGCGGGGCUAUAUCUCCCGUCACAUGACCUCUGAUAUCGUAAAGAAGGUGUUGCAGUGUGAGAUGUCCGAGAAAUUGCUGUUACAGAGUAAGAUCUCAGCGGAUGUGCCCACCCACAGAAUCAUGGCGGAUGAGGAAUUCAUACCUUUUAAGGACAACUCUUUAGACCUUGUGGUUUCCAGUUUGAGCUUACACUGGGUUAAUGAUUUACCUGGAUGUUUUCGUCAGAUCCACAAUGCUUUAAAGAGUGAUGGUGUUUUGUUGGGCAGCAUGUUUGGGGGCGACACGCUGUAUCAGCUCCGCGGGGCGCUCCAGCUAGCAGAAACUGAGCGGGAAGGGGGUUUUGGGUCUCAUAUUUCACCAUUCACAGAAAUCAGAGAUCUGGGCAACCUUUUGAAUAGAGCUGGAUUCACGAUGCUGACCAUUGAUGUAGAUGAAUUGAACAUCACUUAUCCGACGAUGUUUGAAUUGAUGACAGAUUUGAAAGGGAUGGGUGAGAAUAACUGUUCAUGGUCGCGCAAGCUUCAUCUCCACCGAGACACCAUGAUGGCUGCAGCAUCCAUAUACAAAGACAUGUAUGGUACCGAGAGAGGUGUUCCUGCCACUUUCCAGAUCCUGUAUUUCAUUGGCUGGAAACCGGGAAAAAAUCAGGCAAAGGCAGCAGAAAGAGGCUCAGCUAAUGUGUCGUUCAAAGACCUGGAUAAAUUCAAUCAGUUGGUGAAGGAAGUAGGGAAAGUUGGCAAGUCCAAAAGUGCAGAGGAGAAACUGGACCAGUUUGCUGAAGAGCUGCACAACAAGGGAGACAAUCCUGAUUCAAGUAGAUGAUGUGGACAUAUAUAGCAUAAAAAUCUGUCAAGAGAUGACUUGCAUGACCUGGUUAAUUAUCCAGUUACAACAGCAGAGUGGUCCCCCUUUGUUUGAGAAUUGUCCUCAUUUUGCAUGUUUUUCUAACAGAUUUACAUGUAAGUUACAAGUAUUAA